GGGGUCACAUGCUCGCAUCUGUAGUGUCCUGGCUUUCCCGUCCGCCGGCGCACUCACCCGGUGGAGUCUCGGUUCCCCUGCGCCCCUUCGCUGCAGCGGCGCAGCGGACUUCCGCCUGUCGUCCGAACAGCUGGGGAGCGCCAGUGCGCUACGCGCCUGCGACCAUGCCCGCUGGCAUGCCCUGGUCCACCUACCUGAAAAUGUUCGCUGCCAGCCUCCUGAGCAUGUGCGCGGGGGCCGAAGUGGUGCACAGAUACUACCGGCCCGACCUGACAAUACCUGAAAUUCCACCAAAACGUGGAGAACUCAGAACGGAGCUUUUGGGACUAAAAGAGAGACAACGCGAACCUCAAAUUCCUCAGCAGUAGAAACCUCAAAAUACAACUAUACUAAGAAUUCUGUUAAUACUAUUGUAAAUUCUAAAUAUGUAUUUUUGUUUAACUUAUUGAAAGUCCCACUACUUGUCCUUAAGCACCUAACACAAUGUUAACUGCAGGAUGAGGUGCUCAGUAGAUAUAAUGGAUACAAUGAGAUUUAAUUAGUUGGCUAAUAUUUCUUGAAAAUUGCCAGAGUUUAUUUCACCAGCUUCCUGAAUGUGGCUUGGAAGGUAGUCUUGACUAUUAUGUGAGAUGGAAUAUUACAAGGUCUUGUGCCAUUACAAUUCCAGUUUAUUUCUCUGAGUAAGCUUUGACUAUAAUGGUGAAUGGAAAUUAUAAAUUAACCAUAAUAAAAAUGACAUUGACAAUGAA
Messenger RNA from Choloepus didactylus (southern two-toed sloth), 749 nucleotides. It is a transcript of the gene C8H12orf73, whose product is annotated as chromosome 8 C12orf73 homolog. Gene Ontology annotation, cellular component: mitochondrion. The coding region runs from base 9 to 368 and encodes 119 amino acids. Gene Ontology annotation, biological process: mitochondrial respiratory chain complex III assembly. The transcript has 3 exons. NCBI's taxonomy places the organism in Eukaryota, Metazoa, Chordata, Mammalia, Pilosa, Megalonychidae. The record is from RefSeq and is a predicted model, not a curated record.